AUGGCAGCGUCGUCAGCCCUGGCAGGACUCCAGGCACAAGCCAACUGCCCCAUCUGUCUGGACUACCUGAGAGACCCCGUCACCACCGAAUGUGGGCACAACUUCUGUCGCUGCUGCAUCCGGCAAUCCUGGGCUGAUGUCAGCGACAGCUUCCCUUGCCCCGUCUGCCGCCACCCAGGCCGAGAGAGGCACUUGAGGAGCAACGCCCAGCUGGGAAGGGUGAUCGACGUCGCCAAGCUCCUCCACAUCAGCGGGAGCAAGAGGGAGAGGCGGGACGAGAGGCAUCUGUGCGAGAAGCACAACCGGGUCCUGACCCUCUUCUGUGAGCAGGACCUACAGGUGUUGUGUCCCGCGUGCGUGCGGCCCCCUGACCACCGGGGCCGCCGGGUGAGGCCCGCGGAGGAGGCCGCCUCCCAGCACAGGCAAAGGCUCGGCAGUUACGUGGAGCCCCUGAAGAGGCAGCUGGCAGUCGUGCAGCAGCUGGUAGCCACCCAAGACAGGAGACUCUCAGAGCUGGGAGAGCAGGUGCAAUGCCACAGACAGAAGUUAGCCUCUGAGUUUGAGCACCUGAACCGGUCUGUAGACCGGCAGCAAGAGGCAGUUCUGUCGGGGCUGGCCGAAGAGGAGAAGGACAUUCAGCAGAAACUCUGUGCAAACAUAACGGCGUUUUCAGACCACGUUUCCACCCUCCGAGGUCUCCUGAAGGAGGUGGCCGAGAGGAGUGUGAUGUCAGAGGUGAAACUGCUGACGGACCUCGGGGGUGUCCGUGCCCGGUGUGAGCACCAGGAGCCCCCAGCUCUCUACUCUUUCCAGUUAAGGAGAGAAGGCUGCGGUCUCCCCCCGCAGUACUUGGCUCUGCAGAAGAUCACACAGAGGUUCCGACGAGAAGUUACCCUGGAUCCCGAAACAGCACAUCCUCAUCUGCUUGUGUCUGAGGAUAGGACGUCUGUGACAUUCGUGAGGGAAAGGCCAAGCGUCCCUCAGCAUCCGAAGAGACUUCUGACGGAUCCCGUCGUCCUGGGUUCCGAGGGCUUCGACGGGGGCCGACGCUACUGGGAGGUGCAGCUGGGUGACAAGAGCGAGUGGGCCGUGGGGGUCUGUGAGGACCCCCUCUCCUGGAAGGGACAGCGGCCCCUGUCAGGACAGAACAGACGCUGGACAGUUCAGCUGCAGGAUGGUGCCUAUGUGGCACAAGGGGCUGUUCCUGUCACUCUUGUGUUGAAGGAAAAGCCCAGAGGGGUGGGCGUUUAUCUGGACUGUGAGUUGGGGGAGAUUUCCUUUUACAGUUUGAACGACAGGUCUCACAUCCAUUCGUUCACCCAUGCGUUUUCUCAAGUACUAAAGCCUUACUUGUGUGUGGGGCGGGACCCUAAACCUCUUACCAUCUGUGCGGUAAGGGAUCUUGAAGGAUGA
This is a messenger RNA of Neofelis nebulosa (Clouded leopard), 1413 nucleotides long. RefSeq names its product tripartite motif-containing protein 75-like. The transcript has a single exon. Gene Ontology annotation, molecular function: zinc ion binding; protein binding. The coding region runs from base 1 to 1413 and encodes 470 amino acids. The record is from RefSeq and is a predicted model, not a curated record. Lineage: Eukaryota; Metazoa; Chordata; Mammalia; Carnivora; Felidae.